Molecule: messenger RNA, 1687 nt
Organism: Kickxella alabastrina
Lineage: Eukaryota; Fungi; Kickxellomycota; Kickxellomycetes; Kickxellales; Kickxellaceae
Exons: 5
Coding region: 174-1565 (463 amino acids)
Biological process (GO): L-glutamate catabolic process
Cellular component (GO): mitochondrion
Molecular function (GO): L-glutamate dehydrogenase (NAD+) activity
Source: RefSeq, a predicted model, not a curated record
GCUACUUUUCUUCAUAAAUCACAGUAAACUUUGCCAACACAAUACAUUUUUCUUUUUCUCAUAUUUGGUUUUUUUCAUAUUUUAUUUUGCUUUUCUCUUUGACAAAACAUUUUUCUCUCCUUAUUAUUUACAAUAUCUUUCAAUUUUUUUUGCUUUUACUUUUUAUUUUUCCCAUGGCCUCAAUUAUCGCUUCACGCCAGCUGCACGGAAUCUUCACUCGCAGCGGAAAUCGCCUGCUCGCUGGGUCAGCUUUAGCUCCAUUGCGCUUGCUGUCCACCCAGCCUGUCAACCGGGCAAUCGAAGACCACGAGCCGAAAUUCCUCCAAGCCGUCGGGCUCUUCUUUGACCAAGCCGCCAAGCACAGCAACGCAUCCCCGGACACCCUGCGCCACAUCAAGGCCACAGACAGCGUGCUCAGCGUAACCUUCCCAAUGGAAAAGGAUGGGAAAACCGUGAUGAUCCGGGGAUAUCGCUCGCAGCACUCCCGCCACCGACUCCCCUGCAAGGGUGGUAUCCGGUUUGCCUCCGAGGUAGAUCUCCAAGAGGUUGAAGCCUUGUCAGCCCUGAUGACGUACAAAUGCGCCGUCGUUGAUGUUCCCUUUGGCGGAGGCAAGGGCGGCAUUAUGAUCAACCCAAAGGACUGGACAGAAGCCGAGUUGGAGCGCAUUACAAGGAGGUUUACGCUUGAACUGUGUCAGAAGAACUUUAUUGGCCCGGGCGUCGAUGUGCCGGCACCGGAUGUUGGCACGGGCCCGAGGGAAAUGGGGUGGAUUGCCGACACGUACCGCAACUUUUACCCCCAGGACGUCAAUGGUGCCGCCUGCGUCACCGGAAAGGCACUGUCAAUGGGCGGCUUCUUGUCCUUCCCCGAAGUGCAGAAGAAAAUCGGACACCACGGCAAAGUCGAAGAUAGCUCGGUUAUCAUCCAGGGCUUUGGCAAUGUCGGGUACUGGGCAGCCAAGUUCUUCGAGGCCAACGGUGCGCGUGUCACAGGUAUUAUUGAAUACGACGUGGCAGUGCAUAACCCCAAUGGAUUGAACAUUGAGCAUUUGGCGCAGUGGCGCAAGGAGCAUGGAUCGUUCCGGCUACUCGAGGCUCCCUGCGAUGUGCUUAUCCCCGCCGCCCUUGAGCGCCAAAUCGGCCUGCGCAACGCCCACAGAAUCAAGGCCAAGCUCGUCGGCGAGGCUGCCAACGGCCCUGUCACCCCUGCUGCCGAUGCCAUUCUGCAAAAGAACAACAUUUGGGCCAAAAACCUGUCGCAUUUGCGGUUUGGCCGGAUGAACAAAAGAUGGGAUGAGCGUAGCAAAGAGCAGUUGCUCAAUUUGGUCGAGGGAAAUGCCGGAAGACCCCUGUCGGAGGUCGAGAGAAGGCAGAUGAUCCAUGGCGCGGAGGAGCAUGAACUGGUGUACUCAGGAUUGGAGGACACUAUGAUUGUUGCUUGCAAUGAGACUAGGCAGACUGCGAAUGAGAAAAAUAUUGAUUAUAGAACUGCUGCCAUGGCUAAUUCUAUUAACAAGAUUGCGGCUAGUUUGGCUGGGUCUGGAUCGAUUUUCACCUACGUUUGAUAUUUUUAUUAUUUUUAGUAUGUUUAUUUGAGGGAGGGGUUAUCAAAUAACAAAUGUGUUUUUUGUAUGGUUUUUUUAUAGAUAUAUUUAUAAUAAUCAGUUGCGAACCAACAGGAAAAAAA